Messenger RNA from Haplochromis burtoni (Burton's mouthbrooder), 953 nucleotides. RefSeq names its product bone gamma-carboxyglutamate (gla) protein (gene bglap). Bases 432 to 725 code for a protein of 97 amino acids. The transcript is spliced from 7 exons. NCBI's taxonomy places the organism in Eukaryota, Metazoa, Chordata, Actinopteri, Cichliformes, Cichlidae. The record is from RefSeq and is a predicted model, not a curated record. Gene Ontology annotation, molecular function: calcium ion binding; hydroxyapatite binding; structural constituent of bone. Gene Ontology annotation, biological process: regulation of cellular response to insulin stimulus; response to vitamin K; bone development. Gene Ontology annotation, cellular component: extracellular region.
GUUCUCAGUGAUUCCAGUCAUGGUACCCAGCAUGUUCAAAUCCCAGCAGUUCCUCAGAUGCUAAGCAAACGCUCAUUGUGGUUUCACCCUUGACCCCUGGUUAAGCCACAUAUUUUUCACACUGCCUCCUAGUGACUGUACAGAGCUACAGCAUGUAGAUCUGCUCUGCAAAGCUAUGAUAGCACCAACCCACAACUAUAACCCUGGUAUAUGAGGAUCCCCCAACAGUGUGAAUGUUCUGGCCACCCUGCUAAUAUCGUAUGACAUCAAGAGAGGAGCUGCCGAACCACAGAGAUGACUGCAAAUUUUGCAAAGAUGAGGAAAAGGAAACUGUGAUUCUUAACACAAAUCUGAGAAGGAAAGACGGAGAGAGUGAGUGAUACAGCUCGGGCCAUUUUCCCUUAAACUGAAGGCUGAAAAAGAAAGAAAAGAUGAAGACCGUGGCUAUCCUGGCUCUCUGCUUCUUGGUAGUUAUCUGUGUCGCUUCGGAUGCUGCCACCGACCCUCAGCCUGCUGGUGACAACCCUGCUGAGGAGGGUUUGUUUGUGGAGAGGGAGCAGGCCUCCACGGUGGUGAGGCAGAAGAGAGCUGCUGGACAGUUAUCCUUGGUACAGCUGGAGAGCCUGAGAGAAGUGUGUGAGGCCAAUGUGGCUUGUGAGCACAUGAUGGACAUAAACGGCAUCAUUGCCGCCUACACUGCCUACUAUGGACCAAUCCCCUAUUAGAGGCUACAGCUGACUGCGCACCAGAGCUGCCUUUUUUCUUGCAUUGCCACCUCUGAGCUCGGCUUUUCUUUGUCUAAAAGUGGGGCAGACGGCUCAGACUGGAAGAAACCAAACACCAGCAGGUGGAUUUACUUUCUUUCCUAACUGCACCUUCAAGAAUAUCUCUGUAAUUCUGUCAUUUUUCUCCGCCUGUAGAGUUGAAACGGAAUAAAAAUGAAUAUCAUUCUG